UCCUAACCCCCCAUCCCAGCUCCCCUAUCACCACCACGGCCCCCUCCCUCCAGCCCCCCAACUUCCACACGGCCCCUUCCUAAGUCACCCAUUGGAGAUCUCUGCCCACAGACAGCGAGCACCCAGCCCUCUCCUGACCCCCUGCUAGCUCCCCCGCUGCAGCCCCCGGGGCUCCCCGGCCCCGCCCCAGGCCCGGCCUCAGGGCGGCUUCUCGGUGCGUCCCCAGCUCCCGCCUGGUCGGUCGGUCCUGGGCCGGCGGCCCCCGCCAGCCGCCGCCGCCGGCCCCGCCCCCGGGCACCAUGCUGCCCUCGCAGGAGGCCUCCAAGCUCUACCACGAGCACUACAUGCGGAAUUCGCGGGCCAUCGGCGUGCUGUGGGCCAUCUUCACCAUCUGCUUCGCCAUCAUCAACGUGGUGGUCUUCAUCCAGCCCUACUGGGUGGGCGACAGCGUGAGCACCCCCAAGCCCGGCUACUUCGGCCUCUUCCACUACUGCGUGGGCAGCGGGCUGACGGGCCGCGAGCUCACCUGCCGCGGCUCCUUCACGGACUUCAGCACCAUCCCGUCCGGCGCCUUCAAGGCGGCCGCCUUCUUCGUGCUGCUCUCCAUGGUGCUGAUCCUCGGCUGCAUCACCUGCUUCUCGCUCUUCUUCUUCUGCAACACCGCCACGGUCUACAAGAUCUGUGCCUGGAUGCAGCUUCUGGCAGCUCUGUGCCUCGUGCUGGGCUGCAUGAUCUUCCCCGACGGCUGGGACGCCGAGACCAUCCGGGACAUGUGCGGGGCCAAGACCGGCAAGUACUCGCUGGGGGACUGCUCGGUGCGCUGGGCGUACAUCCUGGCCAUCAUCGGCAUCCUCAAUGCCCUCAUCCUCUCCUUCCUCGCCUUCGUGCUGGGCAACCGGCAAACCGACUUGCUUCUGGAGGAGCUCAAGCCCGACAACAAAGAUUUCGUGAGCUCUACAGUAAGCUCUGUGUUGCGGCCAGGGGGUGAUGUCUCCAGCUGGGGAGUCCUCCCCUGCCCCGUCGCUCACUCACAGGGACCCUGAAGGCCAGGAUCACAGCCCAGGAACUGACCUGCCCUCAGUGUGUCCCGUCUCUUGCCCUCUCAUCCUCCAGUCAAGGUCUGAGGGAAGACCCCAAUCUCAGACUGACGUCUCGUCUGCUACCCGCCUGCCAGCUCCAGACUUUGAAGAGAGGUGGAGGCUGGGUGCAGCCUGGGGGAGGGGAGAGGCCCUGCAGACCCUGGGAGGGUCUGGCUCUGCCCCUCCCUCCACCGACCUAAGGGAGCCGGACAUCCCUCGGGAGCUUCUCCUCUCCUCUCCCACCUGGCCUGGGGCCCCGCCGUCUCUUGGGGGAAGGAGGCACUCGAUCUGGGAGCUACUGCCUGGUCACAUCCUUGCCACCUCUGGUCCCUGCCUCCUGUAGAAACUUAUUCAAGACACUGCCCCAGGGCAACCAAACUCUUUCCCUUUUUGGCCAUGAUGGUUCCAUCACACCUUUGCAGAGCUCCAGGCGUCACCAGCCUGCUCCCAGCUCUCCUGAAGGAGUCUGAGCUGCACCGAGGGAGAAAGCACAGGGCCUCCCUGUCUCCUGGCGCCCUGUCCGGCCCCGCGUCUGAGAAAAGACACACGGCCCCAGAAGGGAGGGCAGGAGAUGCCGGGACUCCGGGCAGCCAGGGCCGGGAGUGGCUGUGCCCGGGGUGGGUCUGGCUUCGCUGCUGGGACGUCCUGCCGCUGACUGGACCCUCAGCCCCAGCUCGUUUUGUACAGCACAGACCCUUUGCCCUGUUGUUAGGGUUGGAGGUUGGGGAGGGGCCUACCUGUGGGGCAUCGGGGGAGGUAUCACCCCCCUGCCCCUUCUUGUGCUGCCUGACCCUGGCGUUUGCUAAGGGCAGGGACUGUCUUGCCUCUUUGAUACUUUUCUGCAUAACUUGAACUUGCAGGUCACCUCUGAACAGGGUACCCCCUGUCCCCAUCCCCAGGCCUUGUAACCCUGCCCCCACCUCUUUUCCUCUUGGCCCACCUCUCGCCUUGCGAUAUGCCCAGGGUCUGCCACCCGAUGGGCAGUGCUUGGAGCCGAGGCGUGAGUGUAUGAGUGUGUGAGUGUGUGUGUGUGUGUGUGUGUGUGUAAGUGUGUGGAGGGGGCAGAUGAGGCGUCCUCUCUCGCCCCUCCUCCCAUGGGGGCAUCUCCCUCCUGCUUGGCGAGAAGCAACUGAGGGAGAUUUCAGGUGUUUCUGGACUUCCCUCUGCCUCAUGGGCCUGGCCGGGGGCCGCCUGGCGGGGGGCCGCCUGGCCGGGGCGAGGCAGCCCCUUUCGGCCGAGUCCGGGCGGCAUGUGGGCUUUCUCCAGCGUGCCUGCUUCUGGCUGCAGGGCCCCCUGGAGAGGAGCCUGCGGCCCCACCAUUCUGUCCUGUUGGCUCAGCCAAAGGAGGGGAGAAAAGCAUUAGUGCCAUGUAUUUGCCAACCUGUGUUCAUUUCCAUUGGAGUGGGACCUGAGAGGGAGGGUUUCCGAGACAGACUCGAGGAAUCCCCUGUCCGAGUCCCCCAUCUGGACCCAACCCGGAUCGGAUGCUGGAUCCUGGUAGGAUUCCUCAAACCCGGAGCUCCCCAGGUCCUGACUCUCCCUCCUCCCUGGGCAAACACCUUCCCGCAGUGCUCUGCCCAGCACCGUGCCCCUCUCUUCUGCUCCUGCCAAACCCUGCACUGCAGCCCCCACUGGCACCUUCCUCAGCAGGCUGCCUGCAGGUGGGGCUGGGCACCAGGGUCCCAGGUGGAAGGGAAGGGAGAGGAGAGCCUUGUGGGAGGGGAGGGAGAGAGUGGGGGAGGGGGGCAGAUCCAAACCAAAACCCAGUGUUGGAAGGCUGCAGAGAGAGAGUCCGGAUCAAGUGGUUAGGAAUGGGGAGAAGACAGAGGUGGGAGAAA
Molecule: messenger RNA, 2917 nt
Organism: Pipistrellus kuhlii (Kuhl's pipistrelle)
Lineage: Eukaryota; Metazoa; Chordata; Mammalia; Chiroptera; Vespertilionidae
Gene: LHFPL4
Product: LHFPL tetraspan subfamily member 4
Exons: 3
Coding region: 300-1043 (247 amino acids)
Biological process (GO): gamma-aminobutyric acid receptor clustering; sensory perception of sound
Cellular component (GO): plasma membrane; inhibitory synapse; postsynaptic membrane
Molecular function (GO): GABA receptor binding
Source: RefSeq, a predicted model, not a curated record